Molecule: messenger RNA, 5399 nt
Organism: Lymnaea stagnalis (great pond snail)
Lineage: Eukaryota; Metazoa; Mollusca; Gastropoda; Lymnaeidae
Source: the annotation of a GenBank genome assembly
AUAGCAACCAUUAGCGUCAAGAUGGAGGAUUCGCCGAAAGGAAUCACCGUUGUGACUGAUACUGAUGUUUUUCAACUUAAUGGAAGGCCAUGUGAACUGUCAGCAUUUUCGCACAUUCCAAAAAACCGUUUAAGUGUCCCUAAAGAGAGAAACUGUUUUAAUUCGAAUACACAGGUUUGAUUUUUAAAAACUGUAUAACAGUAGACUUACCAGAUCAAGUAGAUUUUCUUUACUUGCUCUGUAAGUAGCUGUGCCUGUGCCUUCAGGGACUAUUGAGAAUUUAUUGGUAAAAAAACAUUUUUAAAACACACACACACAACAUAUUUAUUCUGGGCUAUUAAAAAAAUAUUUGGAGGGACCAAAAUCUCCAAUAUUAAUAAAAUUGCAAAUUAUUAAUUGGCAAGGCACUAACUUGCACUAGCCCUAGCUGUGUAUCAUACUCUAUCUCAUUUCCUGGGAUGAAAUUGACUCUCAGCUCAUGAUGAGGUAAAUUAUAUAUAAGCCAGGUCGCUUAAUCAGAGCCAAACGCCCAAUAAACACUGACUUCACCUUUGACAACUCCAUGAGCAGUUACAUCUGGAACAAUAGCAAAUGCUUCACUGUGCCUUGGUGUAACACAGUUCAAUAUAAUAUAAGCAAUCAUUCUUCCCACGAACAAUAGUUGCUUGGAACCAACUGGACAAUGCCGCCGUGGACUCGACAUCAAUCGAGAGUUUCAAGGCUGCCCUGGCACCCGCUGGGAGGUGUUAGGAUAGCCGCAUCGUUUCCCAAACCGUUGCACAUAUGCCAGUACAUGGUUGCAGCACCUAGUCUAUCAGAAUGAAAAUAAAUUAUAAUAUAAACUGAAUUAAACUAUGAGAAAUAGUCGGUUUUAAUAAUUAAUAAUUGCUUAAUUUUUAUAGUCUUUUAUUGAAAUUUGAAUGAAAAACUACCGUAUGUUAAGGUUACUUGAGAAGUCGGUCACUUGCUACUAAUAACUAGUUGCUUCAUUUUCUCCUUCUAAGCCGUAAUAAUAAUAACUAAUACUUAACUGCUAAUAUUAUGCUUGUUUCGUAAAAGUCAGAUAAGGUCGCCUGUAGAAAAAAAUGUUACACUAUAUUUGAAAAUUGCAUUCUUUAAUAAAGGCCUCAAAUUCUUGUUACAAACCCAUCAUGAAAUAUGUACAAGCUAAUGUUUGUAACAAAUGGUUCAUUAAAAAAAACAACUUAAGAAUGAGCCCAUAAAAUGGUACCUUAAUUUUUUUUUUUUUUGCACUUGCAAUGGGAUUUCUGGUUUAAAAAAUCUACUAGAAGGGGCUAUCCAUUUAUGACGUCAUGCAAUAUUUGCAGAUUUUUACCCCUCGUCACAAAUUAUCACAUCCCACCCCACAAAAAAAAAAAAUCAAUUCAAAAUUAAUACUAAUGUCUCCUAUCUAAAAUCAAUAGACCUAUUCAUCAUGUAUUUGAGAAGAGAAUGUCAUGUUGUCUACAGCUGCCUGGACCUUUUUGUUUACAAACUAGGAUAGCCCAACCCAUGCGAUAGGAAUCUUUUCAAUUACUGCACCUGUAUCAGAAAAGAAACAUUUCCUCCAAGAACAGAGGUUCCCAAACUGUGAAUCCCAACAACUUGUGAAGCCUUGGCUUCCUUACUGGAGCACCUCAAAGUUAAAAAAAUCAUUAAAAUUAGGUAUUUCACAGUGCACUUGUUAUAAUUUGAGAUAGGGCUCCAUGUGAAAACCUGAAUGCAGCAAGGGUGCCAAGGCUCAAAAAAAGUCUGGGAACCUCUGCGCUAGAUCAUUACUAAUAUCAUUUUCCUGGUAACUAUUUUGUUUCCUUCCAACUCCACUUAUUCCCACACUCCAGUCUCCAACCUUUUUGACAUAAUUUAUCCCAACAACAAAUAUCACUGCCCCUUUGACUUUUUCCCUCCAUACCAUCCUGUAACUUGAUUGCCCAAGAGGGGUGGUCUUUCACAUACUUGAGAAGGCCUACCAGCUCUUCACAAUAUUGAUAUGCUCAGUUAUAAUGAUGGUGAUCAUAGCUUAAAAUGAAAAAAAAUUAAUUCAAAUACAAUCAAUCACCAAAUAAACAUCAAGAAACCGCAAGAAAUUAAAAUUUAAUCAUUAAAAUUGGUGUUUAAAUAAAUUUUUUUUUACUAACAAUUUGCGGGAUUCACCUUCAGAGACACUACAUAAUGUUGAAAAAUAGGUGUGGGAAAAUUUACACGAAGCCCUUAACUUCAGUUUGUCACUCCUCUUAAAGCAAGAUUAGUCUAAAACUUGCAAUGUAAUUCAAUUUUUUCAUGAAAAAGUGAGUACCAGUACAUAAACAGAGUUUUUACUUCCGAAUGUGGGAUGUACACCCCACAGGGGGGAAAUUCAAAAUAGAAAAUGUAUUUUUUUUUUUUAACAAGAGGCGGGGGGUGGGGGGGGGGGGGGGGGGGUGUAAAAACAGGUCACUUAUUGCAAUUCAACUACUUGUGAGUCAUUUAUACAAUACCGGUAUAUAUAUAUUUUGAUUAUUGUAAGUUUUACUUGUAUUUUGAGGCCUAAAUUUUGCAUUUUAUAAUUUUAUCAGAUUUCACACAAAACUGGAACUGGAUUACACUUCAGAUUUCUUUAUUGGUUUACCAUUUAGCACUGUCCUUUUGGACUUCAGUCUCUCCAACUAAAGCUCUUUUUCUUAGCACUUGACAUCCAUAGUCAAACACAAGUCUAUGAACUUUUAAACUAACAUAUGGGAGGAGGUUGGAGUGGGGUCAAUCAGCCGAUUUUCUGUGAAAAAUUGUUCCAUUUCAAUCCUUUGGCCAAAAGAAAAAUUGUCCGAUGACUGUCGUGAAAUUGACCUAAGCAUCUGCAAAGCUGUACAUUUUAUUAUUUUAAAAAAUCUUUUGCAGAGGCAUCCGGUAUCAAGAUAUGAUAGGUUGUUUACUGUACCAGAGGGAUACAACAAUAAGCUACAUAGAGAUGACAGAGAGCAUGCUAAAUCAAGGGGGCUGAAUGUCCAUGUCGAGGUAUUCUUUCAGGCUUAUAAUAUUUCAUAUUUUAAAAUAAUCUAUGAUCAGAAAUAGGUUGUGUAUUGCAUGUCUUAUUUUUGUCAAGCAUUUAAAAAUGUAAUAGCUACAGUUACCUUACAGUUUAUAACAUAUUGUAGAAAAUAGAGAAAUCAAUAUAUAAAACACUUUAAAAUACAAGCAUGAACAUUUAUCAUUUAUAAAAGUAAGAAGGAAAGGUUUUCAGAGAAAAUAAAACAAUUAUCAACUAUAUUUUAUCUAUUAUCUUUUGUAUCAGGAGGUAGCCAAGGAUGUUCCAACUCUUUCUUCUUCCAUUUAUGGUCAAAAAUUGAAUCUCCACGUAGACCAUCCUGAUAGAAAGCAUGUACGAAUUGGACACGUAAACUCUGAGUUUUACCGCCGCAAUGGGAUUCCAGCAUCAAGUCUCAAAAUUUAAAUUUUACUUUACUUGAGCUGGCUCUAAAAAUUACAAGUUAGAAAAAAAUAAGCCCUAUAGCAACUUGCACUAAUGGUUUGUUUAAAUUUCUAACAAAUUAAAAAAUUAGUUUUGCAAAAUAAUAUUAAUACUGGCAACCAGUUUCAUAAUAACAAUUGUCAAGUCAGGCCUGCACAACUCAAAAUGUAAGGCGGGCCGUAAUACUUUAUGAAAAACUCGUGGGGGCCAAAAGAAAAAAUAAAAUAGGACAAGGGUGAAAGCUAUUAAGAAAAUAAUAAGAAUAAAGAAUAUUUUGUUACUUCGUGGGCUGCAAAGUUGGUUCUGGCUGGCCGUAUGUUGUGCAGGCCUGGUCAAAGUUAUUGAUUGUUUUAAGUAAUGUGUGAGCAAUGAUCUUCCAUUGAUCUAGGAUUAUGGAAAUUAAAAAUGUUAAUUUUAUUUUUUGAUGUAAAGAUUAAUACCAGUAUUCUCCGCUUGGCUGUGAUAUUAUGCUUAGUGUCAAAAUUUAAAAAAAACAACCUUUGCAUGAGAUAUGUAGCUUGUAUUUUAAGUUGAAAGUUUACUUGUAUACAUUUGUUAAUUUUACUGUUUCAAAAUGUAAAAUUAAAAAAAUUUAAAUUGAAGCCAUUAGGGACCAUGCACAUAUUAUAUAACGUGAAGGGGGUAGGACAGGGGUGUCAAAACUCAAAUAACAUGUAAGUUUGCGGGCCGAACAGGAUUUCAAUAAGCGGAAAACUAAUAUUUUUUAAAAACAUUUAUAUAAAUGAAAACAAAAAAGUUUUAAUAAUUAAAAAUCACUGGCAUACCCAUUUUCGCUCUUAUGCCAAUUUGUCAAGAGUUGGAUUUUUGGCACAUUUUCUUGGCUACAAAAAAAAGAAAGUUCGUCUGUGUCAUUGAGAUUCUUAUGAUGGACUGCAAGUGUUUACCAGCGAGAUGACUCCUGUGUGAUUUUUAGUUAAUCUUCAUCACAGAAAAUAGCUUCUCACACAUAUAUGUGCUAACCAACAUCCCCAGGGUUCGAGUCGCAUGUAGUCAAAGCUGGGACAUCUCUUCAGGAAUGAAACUAGUGAACUGUGCAGGCCCAAAUGUGUCAUACUUUGCCUUUAGUGUCCCAUUACACUGCAGCUCUAUUAUCUCCAUCUGCAAAUUUACAGGUGCAGUUUCCACGCCUAUGACAAAUGGGUUAUGGAACCGCUGGAAAUUGCAUUUCUGUGCUUCGAAGUCACUAAAGCGCUAUGCGAACUUGGCGCAAAGGAAGCUAAGUUUUUCAGCAAAGUGUGCUUUGAGAAACACCAUAGCGUUGACUUGGAUAUAUUUGUAAGCCGGUCAAGACCUCGCAAGCCUGAUAUAAUUGUUCAGCGGGCCGGAUGUGGCCAGCGGGCCUCAAGUUUGACAUAUGGGGUAGGGGAUGGUUUAUCAUUUUUUGUACCAGCAUUGUGUUGGAUGGGGUGGCUGGGUAGAGAGCAAUUUUAUAUAACAUUACUUUUCAUUUUUAUUUGUGUUUUAAAAAUGAUUCUUAUAUUUUCAAAAUGUCUGCCUUUUAAAUUUAGCCUAGAUUAUUAAAAACUACAGUGUACUUAUUGCUUACAAGAAGAAUUAGCCAAUUAAAAAAAAAAAAUAUAUAUAUUGCUUUUUGCUUGAAAUUUACUUGUUUUGGACUUAAUUGAGGUUAAUGGAAAGGGGUGGUGGGGGUUGCUAGAAUUGUUAUAUAAAUAUAUCAAGAGCAGGGAAGUGGGAAAAUUUUUUUCAUAUUUUUGUUAUAUAAUAAUAUGAGCAAGGCCCCUUAGCUAUGUGUUCCCAUAAUAUUAUUAAUAUUCUUUGAAAUUUUAUUUUAGAGGAUGAUCAUAACAUUAUUAUUUGGAACCCCAUUUAUUAAAAAAUUCCAGGAACAUUGGUAACACAUAAACAACAUAUUAUUAUUAGGUGAUAUCAGAUCUUUCUCAAUUGAAAUAAAGACUCCAUCUGAUUAUGACCA